CAUCCUUUUGACGGCUCCAUACAGACACAUCCUUCUCUUUCCUUCCUUCCAACAACACACCUCACACCCCACACCCCACCACCACCACCGCUUUUAAACACAUUCCACACAGCCCUUGCCACCAUGUCGCUGCCUUACACUAUGAUCUUCACCCUGUUGAUGACCGAGAUGAUUGUCUUCAUCCUCCUGAUCAUUCCCUUGCCAAUGAAUUGGAGAAGAGGAGUGCUCAAGUUCCUCGCCGAGUCUCCGUUCAUGGGCCACAUUCAAUAUGUGAUGAAGAUCGUAUUCAUUUUCGUGUUCAUCCUCUUUGUCGACUCUCUCAACCGUGUCAUCAAGGUCGAAGUAAUCACCGAGAACACCCCACCUGUUCAUCAUGCUCAGGGAGCAGAGACCAGCAUUGCCGCCCGUCGAUUCUAUGCUCAGCGCAACAUGUACCUCACUGGAUUCACGCUCUUCCUGUCCCUCAUCCUGAACCGCACUUUCUUCCUGAUCUUGGAUCUUCUCAAGAGUGAAGAAAAGAUGGAAAUUGUUAAGAAGCAGGCAGCACAGCAGAGCAAAGAAUAUGAGCGCGUGCUGGAGUCAGAGACCAAGCUGAAGAAGGAGGUCAAGGAUCUGUCAGAGAUUGUUGCCAGCCACGAAGGUGCCCAGCGUGAUUUUGAGAACUUGAAGAAGCAGGCCAAACAGCAGCAGCAGGAGUAUCUCCGCCUGGCGGACGAGAAUAAUGUCAUGGAGAUGAAGCUGAGGGGUACCACGGCGGAGGUCAAGAAGGACAUUUAAAGGACUCGACUUGACUUGCUUACAACAGUAGUCGCUGGGUGCCCUUUUACCCGUUCAGUCCUUUUUUUUCUGCUUUUUUGUUUUCGUUUCCUAUUUACCAGCGGAUCUUGUAAAUACGUUUUUGUUGACACGAGUAAAGAAUCGGUCCCCGUUUGUCCGCAACAUAACC
Messenger RNA from Gamsiella multidivaricata, 946 nucleotides. RefSeq names its product B-cell receptor-associated protein 31-like-domain-containing protein. The coding region runs from base 124 to 777 and encodes 217 amino acids. The transcript is spliced from 7 exons. The record is from RefSeq and is a predicted model, not a curated record. Gene Ontology annotation, cellular component: endoplasmic reticulum membrane; endoplasmic reticulum. Lineage: Eukaryota; Fungi; Mortierellomycota; Mortierellomycetes; Mortierellales; Mortierellaceae. Gene Ontology annotation, biological process: intracellular protein transport; endoplasmic reticulum to Golgi vesicle-mediated transport.